This is a messenger RNA of Blepharisma stoltei, 750 nucleotides long. Lineage: Eukaryota; Ciliophora; Heterotrichea; Heterotrichida; Blepharismidae. The record is from the annotation of a GenBank genome assembly.
AUGACUCCUUUUCAAUUUUUUAAUAUAAAAAUUAAGCUAAAACUUUGAUUGGCCGCAGUCAGUAUAAUUCAUAUUUACAUGGAAAACAACGAUAGUAGAGACAUAGACUACAGCUUCAAGCUCGUCAUUAUUGGCGACUCAACAGUUGGAAAAUCCAGCAUCCGAAGCCGGUUCACAAAAAAUGAAUUCUGUCAGAGCAUGCCAAGCACCCAUGGUUUCAAAAAUGAUUACAAAAUUGUUGACAUUGACAGCAAGGUCGUCAAAGCUGAAAUCUGAGAUACUGCAGGCCAAGACCAGUACCGCGGAAUCCUUCCUUCGUUCUACCGAGGGGUCAAAGGCGCUCUCGUUGUCUUUGACAUUACAAACAGAGAAAGCUUUAAAAAUCUGUCUAAAUGAAUCAGAGAGCUGAAGCUGAUGGGGGACUCCCUUCUUUCGGUCCUGCUGAUCGGCAACAAAAAUGACCUCGAAAAUGAGAGAAAAGUCCCACAAGAGGAAGCCAAAAUUUAUGCCCAAAAAAAUCAAUUACUGUAUAUGGAAACUUCUGCUUUAACAGCAGAAAAUGUGGACAAGGCCUUUCAGGAUGUGCUGACUGAUAUUUUGAGAUCUACUAUAGUUAUGAUGGCCGGGGGAGAAAAGCCAAAUAUUGGGCCGACAAAAAAGAUUACAUCGAGUGAAAAGCAAAAAAGGUCAAAACAGCUGGCUAUGGACGCUCCCAGAUGUGCUUGUGCAUGCAUUUGCGAGAUCUUUUAA